AUGUCCCUCGUCCAUACCGUGGAUUGCUCAACUCUAGUCCCACAAGCAACUUUCAAAAAAGCCUAUGACCAGGGAUUCAGAAAAGCGAUCAUUCGAGGAUACCGCGAAGCGUGUAGUGUUGGUGGAGCAGUGGAUCCUAACUUCGUUCAGUCAUACGAGAAUGCUCGUGCGGCAGGUUUCACGAAUAUAGAUACGUAUUGGUUCCCCUGCACGGGAAGUGGUAAUGAUUGCAAGAGUCCCGAAACCCAACUUGCUGAGCUUGGGGAGGUGUUCAAAGCGAACAACAUGAAGAUAGGUAGGAUCUGGCUUGACCUUGAGCGUGACCAAGUGUACUGCAAUGCUUGGGACUACGGUCAUAGCGACAACCUUGCCCACGCCAAAAAAAUCGUUCAAGCUCUCAAGGACUCGGGCUACGCAUAUGGGAUCUACAGUUCCCCCGGUGAAUGGUCGAGCCUGUUCGGAUCGUACUCCGCCGCCGUGGAUAGCUUAGCUCCCCUUUGGUUCGCCACAUAUAACAAUGUGCAGACUGUGACUCUGGGUACAAAGUUCGGAGGAUGCCAACAACGGGGAUUGGCGAACCUCGAGGCGAUGAAAGCAGCUGGAGUGGGGUGGGACGGCCAUUCUUCCGUGCUCGAAGCAGAAAUGGUCAGAGAGUCGACUUGUCCGAUAUUCUGGAUUUAA
Cantharellus anzutake is the source of this 681-nucleotide messenger RNA. Its product is annotated as glycoside hydrolase superfamily. Gene Ontology annotation, biological process: peptidoglycan catabolic process; signal transduction; cell wall macromolecule catabolic process. The record is from RefSeq and is a predicted model, not a curated record. Lineage: Eukaryota; Fungi; Basidiomycota; Agaricomycetes; Cantharellales; Hydnaceae. The coding region runs from base 1 to 681 and encodes 226 amino acids. Gene Ontology annotation, molecular function: lysozyme activity. The transcript is spliced from 4 exons.